ACGAGCAGUGUUAGUAUAGAGUACAGUAUAGAGUACAGCGAUAGCGGCUCCAAGAGGUUUGAGCACCGUGAGCUCACUCAGUCGGCCGCCAUGAGCCACUCGCGUUUCCAUAGCUGCCGCUACGCUCUGUCUUACUCCUUCGUUUACACACGCGACUAUCUACUUCACGUCUUUUCACGUUUUUUCAAUUUACUUUUAUCACUUUUUUCCCUUUUGUCCUGCCGGUUUUUGAAAUUUGAAUUUCGCGCUAAAAUUUGAAUUUCGCGCUAAAAUUUAUUUUUAAAAUUUUAAUUUUAAAAAAAUUUUAAAAUUCAUUUCUUGUGUUUGUGACAUGUGGGAUUUAUUUUGAUGAAGUUUGAAAGUACUUAGGUGUCUAUUUGUGCUUUUCACAUAUUAGUUUUUGGAGUUUUAUGCCCAGGAAAUUGAAAUUUAAGACCUGGAGUGUUUUUUAAGCGUGGAAAGUGCUUAAAUAUAAUUGUAAAAAUUAUAUUAUAAAUAUACUUGUAAUAAUAAUAAUAGUGUACACAGAUAGUUGUUAUGUUUGUUGUUAUAUUAUUGUAUGUAAGUGCCUGAAAUAUAACUUGAUGGAUAUUGCAGUUAAACGGCCUUGUUAUCUUCUCGUCUAGGUACUGGGAGCGAGGAAAAAGUAGGGAGCCAUCACCGAGGAAAUAAAGCGUUGGUAAAAAGACUAAAAGACAACUCUUGUCGAGGAAAGGAAUGCGUGAGAUGAAAUUAGUGGCUGGAUAACGUGGCGGCCACUUUUUGCUCGGUCGGGCCGGAGAGAUGAGGCGAGAUUCCUUUUUCGUGGUUUUAAUGUUUUGCAUAGGCCCGCUGGUUCUCUUAAAUGCUGCCUUAGUCUUUGCGACAACGCUGGACCACGUUAAUGUUGCAGAGUCAAAUGCAGCGGUCGGAGGAGUUGGAGCUGGGAGAGGCGUAGUAGCCGCGAUGACUGCAUCUGGAAUGAUGCCCGAUGAAGAUUCCGAGGAUCAAGACAAUGAAGACGAGGAGGAGGAUGAAGAGGAGGAAGACGAGGACGAAAGAGACAGAGAUUCUCUUGGUGGGACUAACGAUGACUCGUAUUUGCUGGGCGAAGACGAGGACUCGCCUCUGGCGACCAUCACGGGCGGAGGCGGCAUCUCCAAUCCCAACAUCAACAUCAACGGCAAUUCUAAUGGCAAUGCCAACGGAAUUGGGAAUGUCAAUGUGAAUACGAAUGCCAACGGGAAUGCGAACAGUGGCGCGGGGACCGGGAACGCCGGGAACAGUGCCGCUGCAGAUACCGAGCUAAUCUCCGAGACGGGGGGCCACCUCCCCGUCUUCCUAAUGGAGCCCCUGGAUGCCUUUGUCGUCAAAAACAAACCGGCGACGCUCCGCUGCAAGGCCGCCCACGCGCUCCAGCUUUACUUUCGCUGCAACGGGCAUCGCGCCGAAGAUUCUCAUCAGACUGAUUUUGUUGAUCCCCACACGGGGACCAGGAUCGUUGAUUCUGAGCUCAAUGUUACCAGGGAUCACAUCGAGGAGUACUUCGGAAAAGACAAAUUCAAGUGCGAGUGCGUCGCUUGGGCUGGCUCCGGGUCCAUCAAGAGUCAACCAGCUGUCGUCGAUGUUGCGUAUCUGAAAAAGCAAUUCGAGUCACCGCCGUACUCGGUGUCGGUCGAAGCCGGGCAGAGCACCGAGCUCAGAUGUAUACCACCCACCGGGGUGCCGUCUCCGCGAGUCUACUGGCUGAGGAAUGGAGCGGCAAUCACGACCGGCUCGGAUGCCGACGCGGCUCUCCUCGUCUCAAGCGAGGGCCAUCUUCUCUUGGGUCAAGCCAAGAUCACUCACCAGGCCAAUUAUACCUGCGUUGCCGAGAACAUUGCUGCAAAACGUCUCAGCGCCCCAGCGACCAUCACUGUUUACGUUAAUGGCGGCUGGUCCGCCUGGUCUCCUUGGUCGGAGUGUCACUCACGUUGUGCCAAGGGCGGUCAAAAACGGACGCGAACCUGCACAAAUCCGGCGCCCAUAAACGACGGGCAGCCUUGCCUGGGUCCUGCAGUCCAGAAGAUGGAUUGCAACGCCGCAUGUCCCGACCGAGUCUCGCAGGGAACUGCCAUCGAGACAGCCGUAGACGGUGGAUGGUCCAGAUGGUCGGCCUGGUCGGUCUGCGGGAGCGACUGCACUCACAUAAGAACAAGGACCUGCGAUGAGCCCACUCCGGCCCAUGGUGGUCGGCAUUGUCAAGGAAGGGACACGGCUGUUGCCAAUUGUACCGGGGGACUAUGUAAUGUAGAUAGAGCAAAAAUGGGUGGCGUUCAAUUCACGACGACAACGACUACGCAAAAAGCGGCCAAUCGACGAAUGGACGUGGCGCUUUAUGUUGGGCUCGCACUCGCCUGCGCUUUUGGCGGCGGGCUUGCACUUCUUUUAAUCAGACUUGUACGCCGGAAAGGCCGCGACCACGCUCUUUACUCUAUGGCACGUAAUGCAGAUUUCCAGCCGGAGUACUUUCCAGAACACGAUAAGAAAAUGUGUCUCCAGCCGGAUCUAACAGCAGGAACAACAGUCCAAGCCUCCUACGAGUAUCCCUUCGAUCCGAAGCUCUCUCUGUCCCGCUCCCUCUCGGAGCACCAUUACGACGUGCCCCAUCUUUCAAUAGCCCAGGAACAGCAGCAACAACAGCAACAGCAACAGCACCAACACCAUCAUCAGCAGCAACAUCCGUCGCCGUCAGUGUCAUCGCCCAGCCCGAGCAUCCUCAGCAGCCAGGAGUCCUGCAGCGGCGCGGCGAACGCCGACAAGCAAAUUUACUCCGGGAGUGAAAACAGCGGGACCAGCGUCGGAAGUUCCUCGUACCCGUCCUCAGAUUCGACGACGACGACCUACAACGUCGCCUCGGAGCGCGUGAGGCUCGCCGCGGCCAAGCUCGAGCAGUCCGGCAACGUCGCGAGGGCCGCGGUCAACGCACGGGGGGCCCUCCUGGUCCUUCCGGACUCCGGAGUGUCCCUCUCGGUACCGGAGGGCGCGAUCUCCAAGGCCCAAGGACGGCGACAGCUCGACCUAUCUGUUCUCGACGAGGACAGGUUCCGCCCGAGAUUGCCAGAGGGCAUGACUCAACUAUCGGCAGCGAUCUACUGCGGGCCACCUGCUGUCGCGUUCGACAAGCCGGUGAUCCUCCAGUUCGAGCACGCAGCGAUGUUGCACCCCGCGGGUACGUGGGAACUGAGCGUCUGGGCGUCUGACGACCAGCCUGACGGGCCAGCUGAUGAGGAGGAGACGGCCCAGGACAGCAAGCUGAUGCACCCGCACCAUACGUCCAGCGGGGACUCCAGCCUGGACAAGCUCAGCCCAGUCACCUGGACAAAAGUCCUCACGCUGGGCAGCGAGACGAUAAACACGCCGCUGUUCACCCAACUGGACCACUCUGAGGCUUUUAUCGUCACCGAGCAGCUCCGGAGCUACGUCCUGGUCGGGUCCAGCGCGGAAGACGCGAUCGCCGCCAAGAGACUCCGGGUCCUGCUCUACGCGAGCCAAUACUGCGUCCGGGUCUACGUAAUCGAGGACACAAAAGCCGCAAUAAAGAUAAUCGCUGACCGCGAGGCUCAAAUUCGCGGAUACCUCCUCGACAAGCCGCGGCCUCUCCUCUUCCGCGACAGCGGGGAAAAUCUCUGGGUCAGCCUUGAGCAGGUCGGCAACGAGUGGCAGAGCAAGUCCCCGACAGAGCACCAGGAAAUCGCGUUUGCUGAUGUCUGGAACUGUCCCAGCAAUUCGAGCCACGUCGCGUUUACUCUAGACGAAAGUUUCGAUGCGGUUACGACCACCAAGAGCUACAAGCUCCAGGUAUGCCAAGGCCGGACCUCUGACGCCCAGAGGCAGGUAUUUCGCAUCGUCUACGACGUGAUUAAGCAACGGGUCUUUUCGGGUAGUGUUACUCGCCCGCUCAGGGAAGUUACCGUCGUUAGCAGUGUUGGUGCCAAUAAUAUUACGUCUACGGACUCCUCUGCCCGCGGGCCUUUCAGGUUCACCAGAUCCCUCAGGAAACAACUCUGCCAGUGCCUCGACCCGCCCAACGCACUCGGCAAUGACUGGAGAAUGCUCGCUCAGAGACUACAAGUUGACAGAUACAUCAAUUACUUCGCCACAAAAGCCAGCCCCACGGAGCACAUUCUGGAUCUUUGGGAGGCACGACAUCGCGAGGCAAGCGCAGUUACCGAUCUACUUAACCAUUUACGUACAAUGGGAAGAACCGACGCGGCGACUAUCCUCGAAGCACAAUUGGGAGCCUGGCUCUAGACCUAGACGCCAAUAGACUGUUUUAGAUUAUACUUACAUUUAUUUUAUUAUUAUUACUAUUUUUUUAUCCACUUACUUUUAAUUAUCUGCCUUUUUUACCGAAAAAAAACAAUU
This is a messenger RNA of Cotesia glomerata, 4386 nucleotides long. RefSeq names its product netrin receptor UNC5C. Gene Ontology annotation, molecular function: protein binding; netrin receptor activity. The transcript has 12 exons. The coding region runs from base 784 to 4272 and encodes 1162 amino acids. Gene Ontology annotation, biological process: motor neuron axon guidance; netrin-activated signaling pathway. The record is from RefSeq and is a predicted model, not a curated record. NCBI's taxonomy places the organism in Eukaryota, Metazoa, Arthropoda, Insecta, Hymenoptera, Braconidae. Gene Ontology annotation, cellular component: membrane.